UAUAUAUAUGGUGGUAUUCAUGUACCAAAAGCUUCUUCCCAUCUGCAUUAUUUUCCUUCACUUCUUCCAAACAUUUUUUCUGUUUUGAAACAAAGUAAUAUGCCAAACACAAGAAAUCUGAGGCACCUCAACCUCAACAUGUGCUGCUCAAACUCAGCUACUCCUGACUCAGAAACUCCUCCAUUGAGCCCCAUUACUACUUCCUCACAUCACAACACUCACUCUGCAUCUCCUUCUUCCAUUAUGAUAAAGAAUUUCAACUCUAUCUAUGACCCUACCUUAACCUCUAACAACUCUUUCAGCUCCACUUUCUUCUCCACCACCACCACCACCACCACCUUCUUCGAACCAGAACCUGAACCUCAACCCGCCGACUUCGCCACCGCUUUCGCCUCCCAGAGGUUCUUUUUCUCCUCUCCCGGCCACUCAAACUCCCUUCUUCAAUACACCAACAAAACUACUCAACACCACUCAGCGUCGCUCAGAGAAGAUGCUGCUCAUGUUGACAAGAUCAAGAUGACUAAGAAGGUCUUGUUCAAGGGGAGCGUGGCCGUGGCGACGUACUCGCCGGACCCUUACGUCGAUUUCCGGCGGUCGAUGCAGGAGAUGGUGGAGGCGCGUCGAGCUGAUGGACGUGAAGUCCAACUGGAAUGUGUUGCACGAGCUUCUUCUGUGUUAUCUUGUGCUUUUGCUGAUCUCCUCGUUAGCCUCAUGUCUUUCUAGUGCUGGAUCUUCAAUUUUUCCUUGUAAAUUCAAAUAAUGAAACAUGUAAUGCUCUUUCCAGAUACUCAUUGUUUCAUUAAUUUAUCUCCCUCUGCAUUGCUCUCACUCGUUUCAUUUUGGUUUGUGUCAUGUUACUAAUAACCAGUAAUAGAAUCUGUGUAAAUAAUAUAAA
Molecule: messenger RNA, 895 nt
Organism: Vigna angularis (adzuki bean)
Lineage: Eukaryota; Viridiplantae; Streptophyta; Magnoliopsida; Fabales; Fabaceae
Product: transcription repressor OFP16-like
Biological process (GO): negative regulation of DNA-templated transcription
Source: RefSeq, a predicted model, not a curated record